Racocetra persica is the source of this 220-nucleotide messenger RNA. The record is from the annotation of a GenBank genome assembly. Lineage: Eukaryota; Fungi; Glomeromycota; Glomeromycetes; Diversisporales; Gigasporaceae.
UCUCAAUAUGCAAACUCAGUCUUCUUAAUAGUUAAAGAGUUUAAUAAUAUAAACCAGAGCAGAAAAGAAAAUACUCUGAAGUUUAUUAAAGAACAAUUUGAACAGAUUUACAAAAAAGAAAAAACAAAUCAGAAGGCAAUUAACAAAUUAACUAGCAAUCUUGCACAAGUUUUAGAAGAACUAACCACUAGCUUAAUCAAACUUAUUAUACAAAAAAAGA